Molecule: messenger RNA, 1476 nt
Organism: Purpureocillium takamizusanense
Lineage: Eukaryota; Fungi; Ascomycota; Sordariomycetes; Hypocreales; Ophiocordycipitaceae
Exons: 3
Coding region: 20-1354 (444 amino acids)
Molecular function (GO): FMN binding; oxidoreductase activity
Source: RefSeq, a predicted model, not a curated record
CCACCCAGCCAUCACCAACAUGGGCAAGGAGACGGAGGAGAAGAAGACGACGAGCGGGCUGGACAUGGCCAAGCCCAUGACGCUGCCGUGCGGGCUCACCAUCCCCAACCGCCUCACCAAGGCCGCCAUGGCCGAGGCGUGGGCCGACCGCGACCGGCUGCCGAGCGAGCGGAUGCUCGACGCGUACGGCGUGUGGGCGGACGGCGGCUGGGGCAUGGUGCUCACCGGCAACGUCCAGGUCGACGUCGCGUACCUGGGCACGCCCGACGACACGGCCCUCAACCACCUCAUCCCGCGGGAGCAGCUGCUCGAUGCCUGGCGUCGAUGGGCCCAGACGGCGGGCGGCGACAACGGCAACGGCAACGGCAACGACGAGGUCGAGACGGCGACCACCACCACCACCACCACCACCGCCACCACCACCAUCACCAUCAUGCAAAUCAACCAUCCCGGGCGGCAGUCCAUCAUCGGCGCCGGCACCCGCAGCCUCUGCGCCAAGAGCAUCGCCCCGAGCGCCGUCCCCCUGCUGCUCGGCCAGGGCAUCGUCCCGCGCGCCAUCAGCGCCCUCGUCUUCGGCACCCCGCGCGCCAUGUCCGUCGACGAGAUCCGCCACGUCGUCGCCCGCUUCGCCGACUCGGCCCGCCUGGCCGCCGAGGCCGGCUUCUCCGGCGUCCAGAUCCACGGCGCCCACGGCUACCUCGUCGCCCAGUUCCUCAGCGCCAGGAGCAACCUGCGCACCGACCAGUACGGCGGCUCGCCCCGUCGCCGCGCCCGCUUCCUCGUCGAGAUCAUCGAGGCCGUCCGCGAGGCGGUGCCCAAAACGGGCUUCGCCGUGGGCCUCAAGUUCAACAGCGUCGACCACCAGAGCCCCCGGGAGCUCGACGAGUGCAUCGAGCAGCUCGAGGACAUUACCGCCGCGGGCAUCGACUUUCUGGAGAUCAGCGGCGGCACCUACGAGGACCCGACGAUGAUGGCCAACGCCCCGCCCAAGGCGGCCAGCACCGUCGCGCGCGAGGCCUUCUUCCUCGACUUCGCAAAGGCCAUACGCCAGAGGUUCAGGAACGUGCCGCUCAUGGUGACGGGCGGCUUCCGGUCCCGCCAGGGCAUGGAGGCGGCGCUGCGCGACGACGCAUGCGACAUGAUCGGCCUUGGGCGCCCCGCGGUGCUCAACCCCCAUCUCCCCGUGAACACGCUCUUGAACCCUGAAGUCGCCGACGCCGACGCCAACGUCUACGCGCGCACCGUCCCUGGCAGUUGGUUGCUCAAGCAGCUCGGAAUCAAGGGCAUCGCGGGGGGCGCAGAGACGGCGUGGUAUCAAAGACAGAUUCACAACAUGCUGAGUGGCAUUUUAUAGCUAUGGUAAGAGGCGCGGGCGUUGGUGGAGUGACUGACUCCUCAGUGGUAUUCCAUAAACGACGGGGAUAUGUUGGUAGACGCGUAUUUGUACACGAAGAAGAGAGGUUCAAGGUAGAUGAC